Owenia fusiformis is the source of this 1043-nucleotide messenger RNA. Lineage: Eukaryota; Metazoa; Annelida; Polychaeta; Sabellida; Oweniidae. The record is from the annotation of a GenBank genome assembly.
UGGGGACACUGCAUUAUUAUAUGCUGCAAGCAAUACCCAAGAAGGUAAUGAUAUUUGUCUUCGUCUACUUUUGGAAAAUGGCGCAGAUGUCAAUGCUAAGGAUAGCGAUGGGGUCAGUGCAUUGAUGAGUGCUGCGUUGAAUGACAAAGAAGGUAUUCGUGUACUUCUACUAUUGGAGCAUGGUGCAGAUGUGAAUGCUAAGGAUAAAGAUGGGGACACUGUAUUAUUAUAUGCUGCAUUGAAUCCCCAAGAAAGCAAUCGUUUACUUCAGGAACUUAUAGAUCAUGGAGCAGAUGUAAAUUCCAAAGACAACAAGGGACAGACGGUAUUGAUGCAUUUAGCAAUAAAGAAAGAUUAUUUGUUUACAGAUCGUCAUAAGGAUUGCAUCCCAGAAUAUACCAGUUUUCUUCUAGAUCAUGGCGCCGAGGUCAAUAUCCAGGAUGAAACUGGUAAUACAGCAUUGCUAUAUGCUCUCAAAAACAGAGAUUUAGAUAUUGUUACACUUUUAGUAGAUUAUGGAACUGACUUAACUAUACAGUACAAUGGUGGGAAAACAGCAUUGAUGUAUGCCUUUGAAGCCAGAUGUUUUGAUGGGUUUAAACUUCUAGUAGAAUGUGGAAUUAACCUAAAUAUACAGGACGAUAGUGGAACAACAAUCCUUAUGUCCGCUGUUCAAGGAGAACAAUUAGAGUAUGUCGAACUUUUACUCGACCAUGGUGCGAAUUUAAGUGGCCAGGACACACAGGGAAAGUCCCUUCUUAACUCUAUAAAGAAGUCAUCCCCCGAAGGAUUGAAAAUAUAUUCCUUGCUUUACACGAAGGGUGCUGCAGAUGACAAUUACCAACAUCUAAUGUCAUUAUACAAAAACGCAACAAAUGACCAACAACAUGAAACUAAACUGAAACUGGAUAGAUGGACUAUUAAAUCCAGACUAUCUUUGAAGUAUUUUGCAAGACAAGUUGUCUACAAUAUAUGUACUUCAAAUAAAAAAGGGUACAAGUCAUCAAUCCAGUAUCUCAUUGACAGUGGUCACAUUCCUGCCG